This is a messenger RNA of Gigantopelta aegis, 606 nucleotides long. Its product is annotated as CLIP domain-containing serine protease B9-like. Gene Ontology annotation, molecular function: serine-type endopeptidase activity. Lineage: Eukaryota; Metazoa; Mollusca; Gastropoda; Neomphalida; Peltospiridae. The coding region runs from base 1 to 606 and encodes 201 amino acids. The transcript is spliced from 5 exons. The record is from RefSeq and is a predicted model, not a curated record. Gene Ontology annotation, biological process: proteolysis.
AUGGAAGAAGAAGAUGGCGUUGAUGAGGAAUGCGGACUUUCAGCUAUAAGCGGACGGAUAUUUGGCGGAGUGACUUUUCCUCAAUGUGAAUGGCCCUUCUCUCCUAUGGUAUCACUGCGCUUUUUCUUCCCCAACUACCCGGAUUACACGAACGGCAACCUGACGCUGUGUGCGGGCGCCAUACUGAACAACAGAACCAUCCUGACAACGGCAGUGUGUGCUGGGUUCAUCAACACGUUCAGCGCCAACCAGCAGUCGACUGCCGCCGUGGUGGUGGGCGAGUACGACACACGGACGACGGACACCGACCCCGCCAACCCCGCAGUCGUCGUGGAGGAGAUGAAACUCAUAGCGGCUGUACGGAUACACCCGAACUACGACCGCUCCACGCUAGCAAACAACUUGGCCAUGCUGCGCCUGACGUCACCAAUUCAGUACCACCGAUGUAAGGUUCCGGCGUGCAUGCCAGACGCAGCGUCUUCGAGUGACGACUGUCUACAGAACGACGACACCUGCAUGAUGGCAGCGUGGGGGACGUCCAGCCGUAAGUAUUGGCAAGACCCGCUGGAAACGGGGGGUGGGGGAUUCAAAAGAGGAGCUGAGUAA